This is a messenger RNA of Metarhizium brunneum ARSEF 3297, 1257 nucleotides long. RefSeq names its product Mitogen-activated protein kinase spm1 (gene spm1). The record is from RefSeq and is a predicted model, not a curated record. Lineage: Eukaryota; Fungi; Ascomycota; Sordariomycetes; Hypocreales; Clavicipitaceae. Gene Ontology annotation, molecular function: MAP kinase activity; ATP binding. Gene Ontology annotation, cellular component: nucleus; cytoplasm. Gene Ontology annotation, biological process: intracellular signal transduction; protein phosphorylation.
AUGGCCGAUCUCCAGGGACGCAAGGUCUUCAAGGUCUUCAACCAAGACUUCAUUGUCGACGAGAGAUACACUGUGACCAAGGAGCUGGGACAAGGUGCCUAUGGCAUUGUCUGUGCCGCCGUGAACAACCAGACGAGCGAGGGCGUUGCCAUUAAGAAGGUCACCAAUGUAUUCAGCAAGAAGAUUCUCGCCAAGCGGGCGCUGCGAGAGAUUAAAUUGCUGCAGCACUUCCGCGGCCACCGCAAUAUUACAUGUCUGUAUGACAUGGACAUUCCUCGCCCCGACACAUUUAACGAGACGUACCUCUAUGAAGAAUUGAUGGAGUGUGACCUGGCGGCCAUCAUCAGAUCUGGCCAGCCCCUAACCGACGCCCAUUUCCAAUCUUUUAUUUACCAAAUCCUCUGCGGCCUCAAGUAUAUCCAUUCAGCCAACGUGCUGCACCGUGACUUGAAGCCGGGCAAUUUGCUGGUCAACGCCGACUGCGAGCUCAAGAUUUGUGACUUUGGCCUUGCUCGUGGCUUCUCGGUCGACCCAGAAGAGAAUGCUGGAUACAUGACGGAAUACGUUGCCACUAGAUGGUAUCGAGCACCAGAGAUCAUGUUGAGCUUCCAGAGCUAUACCAAGGCCAUCGAUGUCUGGUCAGUUGGCUGUAUCCUGGCCGAACUCCUCGGCGGACGACCCUUCUUCAAGGGCCGCGACUACGUCGACCAGCUGAACCAGAUUCUGCACAUCCUGGGAACGCCCAACGAGGAGACGCUCGCCCGCAUCGGCUCGCCCCGCGCACAGGAAUACGUCCGAAACCUCCCCUUCAUGCCAAAGAAGUCAUUCCCCGGCCUCUUCCCCCAGGCCAACCCUGACGCUCUCGAUCUCCUCGACAAGAUGCUCACCUUUGACCCGUCUUCCCGCAUCAGCGUGGAGCAGGCCCUGGAGCACCCCUAUCUUCACAUCUGGCACGACGCCUCAGACGAGCCCGACUGCCCCACCACGUUCAACUUUGAUUUUGAAGUCAUUGACGACGUCGGGGAGAUGCGCCGCGUGAUUCUCGAUGAAGUCAUGCGCUUCCGACAGUUGGUCAGAACCGUGCCCGGCUCAAACUCCAUGGCUGGCCAGGGCCAACCGUCGGCACCGGCACAGAUUCCCAUGCCCCAGGCGGGCGGUCAAUGGACGGCAGAGGACCCGAGGCCGCAGGAGUAUGUUGCCCACGGAAACGGGCUCGAGCAGGACCUCCAAGCGGGCCUGGAUGCAUCUAGGAGGUAA